Patiria miniata (bat star) is the source of this 2459-nucleotide messenger RNA. It is a transcript of the gene fbxl6, whose product is annotated as F-box/LRR-repeat protein 6-like. Bases 238 to 2022 code for a protein of 594 amino acids. Lineage: Eukaryota; Metazoa; Echinodermata; Asteroidea; Valvatida; Asterinidae. The record is from RefSeq and is a predicted model, not a curated record. The transcript is spliced from 11 exons. Gene Ontology annotation, biological process: SCF-dependent proteasomal ubiquitin-dependent protein catabolic process. Gene Ontology annotation, cellular component: SCF ubiquitin ligase complex. Gene Ontology annotation, molecular function: protein binding.
UGACGUGCACAUACAUGCCGACAAUCGGCGUAUUUUCAGGCUGUCUCUAACUCUUGGUGGCGCUGUUGUUGCGCUUUUUUGGGCUUAAUUCAGUGAAUUAUUUUCGCGACAUGUUCCUGGCUCCGGUGUAGUUAAGAAUAAGACCACCACUCCUAUAGUAUUAUUCUGCAGUGGUUGUGUGCAUGUAAGAGGAAUUUUAGCUGUCCGGAGAGCUCCUCGUGUACCUAGCCACUGAUCAUGGCCCGCAACCAAAGGCCACGUCAGCGAGGCAUCUUCGGCCUCCUCAAGCCAUCCGAGCCCAUGCUGUUCUCAUUCCUGCCUAACGGAGCCCAGGAGUGGCCCUCGGAUGAUGACGACAAAGACUCUGAUUAUGAUCCUAAUGGUUUAAUUGACUCGGACGAUGAUGAUAAUGAUAGACAGGCAUUGCCAUCGUCCUCCAAACGAUCUCCAAAAAACAAAAGGAAAACCAGUUCAUCGAAAAGAAAGGAAAAGACCUCAACAAAGCGGAGAGAAAAAGUAAGCUCAGGGAAAAAGCAAAACACAAAAAGGACAAAGAGACAAAAAGUGAUGGCUGCAAAAUCUUCCCCAAAAUCUGAAAGGAAAAACAAGAGAAGAAAAAAGGGAGAUCAACAAGCAAAGGCCGCGAGCUGUCGUACAGAAACAGAAGCAUCACACAGAGGAAAUGCUGCUGAAACCUCCAGGUCACAAGGUCAUUCGGGGUCAGUUUCUGAAGGUCAUCAGCUCUGGGGUCAAAGGUUACCUAUGGUUGCACUCCUGAACGUUUUUCAGUUUGUUGUGCGGAUGGAAGGAGCUAUUCCAUUUUUGUGCAGAGCGUGUCGAGUGUGCAGACUGUGGAGAGAGGGGGCCGUUCACUCGUCGCUAUGGCAACAGGUGGACCUUGCCAACGGCCGCAUCAAAUGCACAGACGCCACCCUGGAGUGGCUGGCAGAAAACCGAUUGUCACGUCUGACGUCCGUAAACCUUGGAGGCUGGGCCAAGCUGACCGAUGCUGGAAUCAAGGCCCUUGUGACUCACUGCUCCAAGCAUCUGAGGUGUAUCUAUCUGAAUGGCUGUAUCAAGCUAACUGCCGCAUCCGUCUGCUCAUUGGUUGAUGGCUGCCCAACGCUCCACACUAUUGACUUAUCUCAUACUAAUACAGAUGUUGUCAGCAUUACAAGCAUGACACACAUUCUUCAGACGCUAAAUAGUCGCUUGAGGCUUUUGAACCUUGCAGGCAACAAGCUGAAGGGAGCCCCAGGCAUCCUAAAGACCCUCAAGACGCACUGCAGUAACCUGAGAGCCUUGGACAUCUCCAACUGCAAGUUCACCUCCGAUUUUGUGAUGUUACACAUUGAGGAGUUACAGAGAGGCUGUCCGAUGCUGGAGGUCCUGCGGCUCGCUGGAUGCAUGGUCAGGGCCAGCCAAGUCUCCAACAAAGUCCAGGCAGAGUCGACGGGUUUCCCUGAGCUUCAGGAGCUCAGUCUAGCAGUCAAUACUGACGUCGUUAACGGCGGCAUAGCCAUAGAUGACAACAUGCUGCUCAGACUGCUGGUGAAAUCACACCAGCUCAAGCUGCUGGAUCUCAGGGGAUGCACCCACAUCAGUGCAGUCGGUAUCCAGCGACUUCCUGUGUACGACCUUCAGCACUUGUUCAUCUCACAGUGUUCAGUGUCUCGAUAUGAGGGCAUUGAAGCCAUUAUACACAAGUGGCAACACAGCCUGAUUGAGCUGGACCUGUCUUGGAAUGUCUUCCCAGCAAUGUCCCUGGACAUCGCUAUGAAGAAGCUCUCCAGUGUGCCUGGUCAGUCUGUACUCAGAGAUAUCAACCUUGCCGGCACGUCCAUUACAGCAGAAAGAGUCAGAUCAAUCUUGGAGGGUUGUCCCUCCCUCGUCUCGCUCCAUCUCGCCUCCUGCCGUGGCCUCCCGCGAGGGAUGAAACGCAGUUACCACGGCGACUCCUUGACGCAGUUGAAAGAAGACCUCAAAACCGCACCGGCCAGCUCAUUAGAAUACGUGGAAUAAUUUCUAGUAAUAACCUUUUUGUAUAAAAUUAACCCUUUCACUCCCAUGGGCUCCUUUUGGCACCAAAAGUCGACGCCACUUCCUUCCUUUCAGCACCAAGCCAUUCUGCAUUUUGCGAAAACGUAAAUAGCGCCCCCUCUCGACAAAAUGUCUCUUUGGCAAUAUACAUUGUGUAUAGUUAUAACUCCAUGGUUAAAGCAUAUCAAACCGACUACUCAAUUAUGUGAAUAUAAACAUUAUUCCUCCUGCUUCCGGUCCGGUUACAUAAUCUUGGUAAACACAUCAAGGGUAAUAAACAUGCAGGCGGUUUGGAAGUUCACAUAUUGUUUACAUUUGCAGGGCAAGCAAUGGGGUCUGUCCUCCAUUCACUCGUACCCCCGCCCUGCAAACAGGACGCUGGGAUACUCUGAUGAAUUCACGCUCUGAUUGGUUGGAUU